Molecule: messenger RNA, 1933 nt
Organism: Rosa rugosa (rugosa rose)
Lineage: Eukaryota; Viridiplantae; Streptophyta; Magnoliopsida; Rosales; Rosaceae
Product: cytochrome P450 77A4
Exons: 1
Coding region: 184-1719 (511 amino acids)
Cellular component (GO): membrane
Molecular function (GO): oxidoreductase activity, acting on paired donors, with incorporation or reduction of molecular oxygen, NAD(P)H as one donor, and incorporation of one atom of oxygen; iron ion binding; heme binding
Source: RefSeq, a predicted model, not a curated record
CGAUUCAUCUACUUGGCAGUACAAGAACUAAGAGACACGGCCGUAGAGAAGAGUAAUUCCGGAAAGCACCAUCAACUUCAGGCCGUAUAUAUAUAUAUAUCUCUCUGCUUCUAUCUUUAUGUAUUCCUCCAUCGAACUUCAGCUUAAUAUAGAAUAUAUAUCUCUCUUUUUAAGUUGAGUACAAUGAAGAUGGAGCUAAUGGACGUGUUCAUCCUUUUUUUGGGGGCCGUUUUUCUCCGGCUAUGGUGGCGCUACUGGUCCGUCACAGGCGGCGGAAAGAACAAUCUUCCACCGGGUCCGCCGGGCUGGCCGGUGGUGGGAAACCUGAUCCAAGUGAUCCUCGAACGUCGACCGUUCAUCUUUGUAGUACGCGAUUUACGUAAAAAGUAUGGACCCAUCUUCAGCAUGCAAAUGGGCCAACGCACACUCAUCAUCAUCACCAGCUCCGACCUCAUCCACGAAGGCCUCGUCCAGCGGGGUCCCGACUUCGCCAGCCGCCCCUCCGACUCUCCCAUCCGACUCAUCUUCAGCGUCGGAAAGUGUGCUAUCAACUCCGGUCAGUACGGCCCUCUCUGGCGCACCCUGCGCCGCAACUUCGUGACGGAGCUUAUCAACCCUACCAGGAUACGCCAGUGCAGCUGGAUCCGUAACUGGGCGCUGGAGCAUCAUAUGAAGCGCCUCAAGUCCGAGGCCACGGAGCACGGCUCCGUGGAGGUGAUUAGCAACUGCAGGCUCACCAUCUGCAGCGUGCUCAUCUGCCUCUGCUUCGGCGCGAAGAUCUCAGAGGAGAGAAUCAAAGUCAUUGAGAGUAUACUCAAGGAUGUCAUGAUGAUGACGACUCCGAAGCUCCCCGACUUCCUGCCGCUGCUGACUCCGCUGUUCCGACGGCAGGUGAAGGAGGCCAAAAAGCUACGGAAGAAGCAACUGGAGUGUCUGGUUCCGCUGAUAAGAAACCGAAAGGCUUUUCUCGAUGGAGGGGGUGUUGUCAACGAGGAGAUGGUGAGUCCAAAUGGUGCUGCGUAUAUCGACUCUCUGUUCAGGCUUGAUGUGCCCGGAAGAGGUAAGCUGGGAGAGGAAGAGCUCGUUACUCUUGUCUCGGAAGCCAUCAACGCCGGGACGGACACGAGUGCUUCGACGACGGAGUGGGCGUUGCUUAAUUUGGUGAUGAACCAGGAGAUCCAAGAUAAGCUGUAUAAGGAGAUUGUUGAGAGUGUUGGGAAAGAUGGGGUGGUCACCGAGAAUGACGUGGAGAAAAUGACCUAUCUUACCGCGGUGGUUAAAGAGACUUUCCGGCGACACCCGCCGAGCCACUUUCUUCUGUCGCACGCGGCGGUGAAGGAGACGGAGCUCGCUGGGUACACCAUUCCGGCUGAUGCCAGCGUGGAGUUUUACACUGCAUGGGUGACGGAGGAUCCGGAGAUGUGGAAGGAUCCGGGCGAGUUCCGACCCGAGAGGUUCUUGGAUGGAGAUGGAGUUGACGUGGACAUAACUGGUACAAAAGGAGUGAAGAUGGUGCCAUUCGGAGCGGGGCGGCGGAUCUGCCCGGCAUGGACGUUGGGGACAUUGCACAUAAACUUGAUGCUGGCUAGGAUGGUGCAGGCCUUCAAGUGGUUGCCGGUUCCGGGUUCCCCACCCGACCCGACUGAGACCUUUGCUUUUACUGUUGUCAUGAAGAACCCUCUCAAGGCUGUGAUUGUGCCUAGGUCAAUGAUCAACUAAUUACCUAGUUUUGCUCAUGGCUAAUUAAGCUAUUGAAAUAAUUAGCUAGCCAGGCAUAAAUUAUGUUUUGAGUUUAAUUUAUGGUUACCUACCUAUAUAAUGUGAUGAAUUUUUUUUUAUUUUUUUUAUUGUUCAAUCACACGGUGUCCUCAAAAGCUUCCUAGGCCCAGAGACUAAUGUGAUGAAUGUUAGUUUGCCUUAUUUGUGAUGCUUA